UGAUGAGCGAAGAGGAAAGAUAUUUAUUACAUUUGAACGAUAUCGGCAAUGACUGUUUCGAAUUAUAACCAUAAGCUUAAGAACGUGUAAGUUCGUCGUUUUCGCGGUAAAUGGCGUGACGAGCAGAGCGAAUCUCGAAAGGAUCGUCGACCGUUUCUGUCUACCAUAAGUCCAAAUCUGCGCCGCAGCGCCUCCAUAAAAAAAAUAUCCGAAAAAUCAGUAUACCGUUAGCAUUAGAAAUUUGUUUGGACAAACGAGUAAAUGUUUUAAAAUACCGCAAACGUUGACAUUUGUAGUAUCAAGCGCGUACAGAGCUAAUAAUAGUUUUUUAUAAUGAUUGUUAAUGAUAAUGAUUCCGACUGUUCUAAAACUGGAGAAGAGCUGAAUUUAUCCGAGGACACCGACAAGAUCAAGUACUUAAUACAGCAGCUACUACACCCUCAAAUGCCAAGAACACUCGAGAAAAAUCAUGACAAUUUUUCUUUUAUUUUAAAAAAGUAUCAGGAUUUGCCUCAAAUGCUGGAUCCGUAUCUCGACAGUUUUUUGAGCUCGCUCAUUCAGCUCAUAAGGGAGAAGGCUAAUUUUAAAGAUCUAAAUAACUAUGUCUUCAAAUACAUCUAUAUAAUAAUGAGCGUUAAAACUUAUAAGAAGAUAGCCAUACAUUUGCCGCAUGAAGUAAGUGAUUUUAACAGAGUCCUAGAGAUGUUGGAAAAACAAGACAUAGAUGACAAGGAUAAUUGGCAGACGCGCUAUGUACUUUUGAUAUGGUUGUCGAUCAUAUGUAAAAUCCCAUUUGCCCUCUCCAGAUUAGAUACGAUAAGUCCGUUGAACGAAAAUCCACAGCAAAGUAUUACGUUAAGAGUUAUUGAAAUUUGUAAAAAGUACUGUGCUUCGAAAGACUCCUGCUCCAUUGCUGGAAUAUACUUAGUGGCUAACUUCUUAACCCGUUCCGACGUCAAGGAUCAUUAUUUAGAAGAUAUGAUAUCGUGGUCAUUAAAUAAUUUUCAAAAGGAUAAUUUAGAUCACAGACCAUUAGCAGUGAUCGCAUCCAUUAUUAAGCAUAGUUGCAGAGACGACCUUGUGCCUUACAACCAAUUGAUUCUCGAUAAAGUGUUGAGAGUUAAAUUAAGUAACAAUUCGGCGGAUCUUGUUAGAAAGUAUUUAAUCAAAAUUAUUCAGCGCAUAGGUACGGUCUUAUUGAAACCAAAUAGUCCUGCUUGGCACUAUAAGAAAGCGUCAAAGACUAUAAAUUUAUAUACUCAUCUGAACGAAACGAGUACUAUCGAGUCUGCUGAUAUUGAUAAGAAAUUUUCUGUAGCUAAAAUCGAAGAUCAUGAAAUUCCACCGUGCAUGGAAGAUUUAUUGGAAUAUCUUAUAACUGGCCUACAAGACAAGUCAUUAAUAAUUCGAUGGUCAGCUGCCAAAGGAAUUGGAAGAAUAACAGCUCGAUUACCUAUUGAUUUAGCAGAUGAAGUACUUGGCUUUGUUUUGAACUUAUUUUCAUCUCGCGAAUACGAAAUUGCCUGGCACGGUGGCUGUUUGGCGUUAGCUGAACUGGGAAGGAGAGGUUUACUGUUGCCGUAUCGAUUAGAAAUCAUUAUACCUUUGGUUAUUAAAGGCUUACAGUUCGAUGAACCCAGAUCACACGGACCUAUUGGCUCUAUUAUAAGAGAUGCAGCGUGUUUUGUUUGUUGGUCUUUUGCAAGAGCUUUUGAACCAAAUGUUUUUGAACCUUAUAUAGAAGAUAUUACAAUAGCACUGUUAAUUGUUACUUGCUUUGAUCGCCAAAUUAAUUGUCGUAGAGCAGCUUCUGCAGCAUUUCAGGAAAUUGUUGGUAGACAAGGUAAUUUCCCAAAUGGCAUCGAUAUAGUCUCUGCAUCCGACUAUCUUGCGGUAGGAGUUCGUAGUAAUGCAUACCUUAAGAUCAGUGUAUUUAUUGCAAAUUAUGAAGGUUAUUUGGAACCAUUUUGUGAGCACCUUAUACGCUGUAAGGUUGCUCAUUGGGAUAUUGCAAUAAGAGAACUUACGGCUAAGGCUUUAUAUAAUUUGGCAGGACUUCGUCCAGAUUAUACAAUUAACAAAAUGCUCCCAUUAUUAAUGGAUUUUCUUACGUCGCCCGAUCUCUGUCAUUGUCAUGGUGCUACUCUUGCCAUCGCUGAAAUUCUGAUUGCCCUUCACGAUAUGAAUAAUAAGGAUUUAAUAGAAUUUAUAGAACAAACUUCAUCAAAAAUUCAAGAUAUAGUAGCUACAUUUCGCAAUCGUGGACAAUUUAGAGGAUUAGGUGGUGAAAUAUUGAAACAAGCUUGUGUCACUCUCAUAAAAAAUCUUUCGCUUAUGCACUUUAGUAUAGAUUCUAAGAAUAUUUUAAACGAUUGGCAAGAUUUAUUAGAAGAAUGUUUAGGUAACGAAGUAUCAACUGUAAGAAUUGUAUCGGCUGAAGCUCAAACAGCAUUUUUAACUGAAUAUUAUUUCUCUUGGAGCCUAGAAACGAGACACGAUAUUAUAAAUCGAUAUCUCAAUAAUCUGUUCUCUACUAAUCAAGCGAACAGAAUUGGUUUUGCCCAAGCUAUUGGCUACUUUCCAGUAUCCGUUUUAGAAGAGAAAGGUCAAGAUAUAUUUAAGAAGCUUAUAGAAAGUUGUGAUAUGACCAAAGAAACAUUAUUAUGGGCUGAAAGCAGAAAGGAAGCCAUUAAUUCUUUAAAAAAAUUAUGUGAAACUUUAGGUCUUCCAAAAGCAGAACAAUGGAAAUGCUUUUUAAACGACUUGUACAAUUGUUAUUUCAAUGGGCUCGCAGACUAUACGAAUGACAACCGUGGUGACAUUGGCUCUUGGGUAAGAGAGGCUGCAAUAUCUGCAAUCUUUUCCCUAACAAAUUUAGUUUAUCAAGCUGGAUAUUCCUCUGUUUUGACGGAAGAAUUGAUGGGAAAAAUUAUUGGAGGCAUAUCUCAACAAGCAGUCGAGCGCAUAGACAGAACGAGGGCUAAAGCAGGAUCCACGGUUUAUGCUUUGAUUGAAAGUGAAUUACCCAAUAUUCCAUACCAUAAGGAGCUCAAAACAUUAUUUUCAAAUUUUGUUGACGGUAACGAUGAAAUGUACAUAGAUUGGAAAUCUGAGAGCGAGACAAUUCCACUUUUCAUAGAAAUGUUGUCAUUUCCACCAUAUAUUUCACCUAUACUGAGAGGUAUCAUUUUUAGUAUGGGAGGAUUAUCAGAGUCACUGGUAAAAUAUUCCACCAUGUCAUUACAAGAGUAUCUCAUGAGCAUUAAUAAAGAGAAAUUCUGGAAAAUUAGUAAAGAAAUGUGCCAUAUAUUUGAAACUUCUCACGGGGAUGAUCGCAUGAUCUGUGCAAGUCUGGCCUUUCUAGAUCGUUUAAUGAACGGAGUAAAUCUUUUAAUGAUUUAUAGCGAUCCUGAAAAUGAAGUAGCUGUACGUAUAUUAAAUUUUGCUAAGACAGAAAGCAAGUGUGUGAAAACAACGCAGUCUCAAAUCAAUAUUGUAAAGAUCUUUUGUCAUCUGUUGUAUACUGGUGGUUCAACGUGCAAGAGUGCCUUCUCACAAUUAAGUAUGUAUCUCUGUCACAAAUUUAAAUAUAUAAGAAAAACGACGGCUUAUCUUUUGUAUGAAAAUUUCGUAUUGUAUGGACGUGACUUUGCAUUAAGCACGCAAGAUUUAGCCACAGUUGUGCACCAGUUGAAUGUUGUUGAUUGGGAGCAGCCUGUUGCAAACUUACGACCAAUCAGAAAUGAAUUGUGUAAGAUUAUGGAAAAUUUUCUUCCUUAAAAUGGAACAAACCGUUAAAUAAAACAAUGAACUGUUAAUUGUUUUUGUACUCUGCUCUUUUCACUUGUAUGAUCGAUAACUACAAUAAUAAAUUUGAUAUUAAGUAUUACAGAGUAAAUUUACUGAGAGACUAAUACAUAUCUAUGUGCGUGUGCAUGUACACCUGCAUAUAUUUAUGAAAAUGCAUAUGUACAUAUUUGGAAAAUCAGAGGCGUUAGCAACGGAGU
Messenger RNA from Ceratosolen solmsi marchali, 4007 nucleotides. It is a transcript of the gene TBCD, whose product is annotated as tubulin folding cofactor D. The transcript has a single exon. Gene Ontology annotation, molecular function: beta-tubulin binding; GTPase activator activity. Gene Ontology annotation, cellular component: lateral plasma membrane. The coding region runs from base 334 to 3780 and encodes 1148 amino acids. NCBI's taxonomy places the organism in Eukaryota, Metazoa, Arthropoda, Insecta, Hymenoptera, Agaonidae. Gene Ontology annotation, biological process: tubulin complex assembly; post-chaperonin tubulin folding pathway; bicellular tight junction assembly. The record is from RefSeq and is a predicted model, not a curated record.